AUGGCCACAAAAUCCAUGGAGGCAACGUCUAGCUGCAUACCUUCUUUUGCUCAAACUCUGAAACUCGCUGAGUCUUUACCAGCCUACAGCUGUGAAAACGGGGCAUUUUUCUCGGAGCAUGACAUCGACAGUACAGGGGCCAAAUCAUCGACACUGUUCCUUACUCAAGUCUCGGACAUGAGCCAAUGUACACGUUAUGUACAAAGCGAAUUUGAUAGUAUUUCGAAAGCUUUGGCCGCUUUGGCCUUUCCCCUUGAUCCUGGGAAGCUUUCAGUGCUGCGAUCGAAAUGGGAUGGGUUGGAUAGGGCGAUUGAAGAGCUGAAAAACGGAACUGAAAACCGUUCGAUUGAAAUGGAACUUGACAGCCUCAUCUCGGACUUCAAUUCAUUUGAUGUGGACUGGGCGAAUUUCAGCGCUUUGCUGUCAAAGAGGUCGAUCGACUUGGAGUGUACUGUUGCAGAGCUGCGAUUACAUGUGGACCAGUGCGUGUACCUUGUAUUGCUCAUGUCUCAAUGA
Messenger RNA from Fomitiporia mediterranea MF3/22, 516 nucleotides. RefSeq lists its product as uncharacterized. The coding region runs from base 1 to 516 and encodes 171 amino acids. Lineage: Eukaryota; Fungi; Basidiomycota; Agaricomycetes; Hymenochaetales; Hymenochaetaceae. The record is from RefSeq and is a predicted model, not a curated record. The transcript has 2 exons.